Messenger RNA from Acaromyces ingoldii, 3210 nucleotides. RefSeq names its product phospholipase C/P1 nuclease. Gene Ontology annotation, cellular component: membrane; endoplasmic reticulum. The coding region runs from base 1 to 3210 and encodes 1069 amino acids. Lineage: Eukaryota; Fungi; Basidiomycota; Exobasidiomycetes; Exobasidiales; Cryptobasidiaceae. The record is from RefSeq and is a predicted model, not a curated record. Gene Ontology annotation, molecular function: endonuclease activity; nucleic acid binding. Gene Ontology annotation, biological process: DNA catabolic process; transmembrane transport. The transcript is spliced from 6 exons.
AUGGUCGGCUGCAGAUUCGAUGUGUUCGCCACUCUGGCGAUCACUUUGGCCUGCCUGGUGUCGAAUGCAUCCGCGUGGGGAAGCGUAGGCCACGAAAUCGUUGCCACAAUUGCCCAGACACAGCUCCACCCUGCUGUCCGAGCGCAUCUGUGCAACAUCCUGCCUCGACAUCUCACGAGCUAUCGGAGCAAUUAUCCACGAGGUGGUGCCGAGCAUUGUCACCUCGCUCCCCUAGCACCUUGGCCGGACCGCGUCCGGUUUCUCUACCCUUGGUCGGGCCACCUCCACUACGUCAACCCAGUUGGCGAUCUCCCGCCUGAGUACUGUACCUAUGGCGACACCGGCUGGGCCGAUCAUGGUACCGGGAAUGUCCUGGAGGCCCUCGUCAACUACACCGCUAGGGUGGCACAGCCCUCGACGCCUUCUCAUGAUGUCGAAAGAGAUGUGGCUCUGCGCUUCCUGACACACUUGAUGGGAGACGCGCACCAGCCACUCCACCUCACCGGCCGAGCUCGCGGUGGCAACGACAUCCAGGUCCGUUACGAGGGACGACAGGCAAAGUUGCACACCGUAUGGGACAGCCAGCUGCUCAACACACAGAUCCGCGAGCUUUCCAACUACACGAUGAAGCUGUCCUCGUCACGGAUCGAAAGCGCUUUGCAAGGCCGCAAUUAUGAUGCAUACAUUCGCUGGAUCUUAGCAGAGGGCAUGGGACAAGGCACCGACAAGCCUGGCUGGUGGGCCCAGGAAGGGCUGCAGUGGGCAACGUGCCCAGACAGUCGAGUCGAAAUUAGGGCUUCACCAGAGACGCCCUCGUCAUCCGCCGGCGCCCACUGGCUGCGCUCAGUCAGCCCUAAUACGGCUCGACUGGCACGACAAAUCCUUACCAGCUUCUCGACGAAGGCUGCAAAGGAGCUCAAGAAACACCCUUCAUCUAUAGGUAGUGCCAUCGACGACACCGACCUGCCCAUUUGCCCUUUUGCUUGGACUAAGCCACUACAUCCGCUUGUAUGCGAGUACGCAUUUGCGAGCCCAGUCCCGCGCCAAAACAAUACCCACCCAGAUCCCCCACCUGAGCUCGACGUAGCAGAGUACAGGGGAAGAAUCGAAGACGACAAAAUCAUUCAGAAGCAGCUCGCAAUGGCUGGAUUUAGGCUUGCUGCCGUUCUCAACUCUGUCCUUCUCAAUGAGGCCCUGGCCAUGGAGGGCGGCGACGACGGCGAUCUGCUCCUUCUGGCCCCUGAUCAAUUUGUUCUUGUUGAUUCAUUGGCACCUAGGGCCCAAGGACAACUGUCAAGCCUGGCGAAAAAACGGCACAAGUCGGCUCAGUCGCCCAUCAUGUCGCUCGUCACCGUGACGUUGGAAUCGAUUGCCGAAGUCAUUAUUCUCUCAACCGUUGGCUACGUGCUGGCUCGUCAGGGCGUCCUCGACAAGAAGACCCAGACAAAGAUCAACAGGCUCAAUGUUUCCUUCUUCACCCCCGCGCUCUUGUUCUCCAAGGUCGCCUUUACCCUUGAUCCAGGUCGACUAGCUGAGCUACUGAUUGUGCCGUUCGGCUUCGUCAUCGUCACCCUCGUCUCUGCCUUUUCAGCCUUCCUUCUCAGCUACAUCGCCCGGCUCUCGAAAGCCCAUCGUAAAUUCUCCCUCGCGUGCGCCAUCACUCCUAACUCAAAUUCGCUUCCAGUGGCUCUGAUGCAGAGUCUCGUCGUCACCGUACCCCAGUUACACUGGGAGGAAGAAGGCGAACCAGAGGACACCGUCAAUGGCAUGCUGGGUCGUGCCCUCACCUACCUUGUCCUCUUCUCCACACUGGGCAUGUUUCUCCGUUGGAGCCUUGCUGCCAAGCUUCUUGCAAGCGUGGAUGAUGAGGUGCACGACGAUAGCAUCCAUCGUGCCGAGAGUGCCAGAGACUGGGAUACUCCGACCUCGCGACCAGCCACAGGUCGCCUGAUAGACUACGAGGAUGACUCACCGGGCUUGGAGGCGCCUUCAAAAAUUGCCAGAAGGCCAGAAAUCAACAUUCGUCGACCGACGGAAGAGGGCAGUGGCCUCGAUCCGGUCGCACCUACUUCUCUCACCGGCGAGACGCUUCCCGAAGGCCCUGCAGGUCGAAGGCCGAGCAAGUCUCGGCAAGGCCCGCCUGCCUGGGUGAGGAGCUUUCCAAACUCGCCCACUGCAAGCAGCGAAGACUCGGAGCCAGACAGCCAAGCGAUGCUCUCUGACGCGGAAGAGCAACGGCGAAACAGGAUGUCCGCCAUCAAAAACUCUUUCCGAGCUGUCGUGGUUCGCCCGUGGAAGGCCUUUACUGGCUUCAUGACGAUGCCCUUGUACGCGGCCGUGAUGAGCCUGGUGGUGGCCAUGCUGCCCCCCCUUCAAAAGGCCGUCGGCAGCUUCGAGCCCUUAGUCGGUGCCCUCGAAACGGCCGGUGCCUGCUCGAUUCCCUUGACGAUGGUUGUGCUCGGUGCGUACUUUCACCAGGAGACAGACAACCAAACGCUCCAGCGACAGCAGCAACAUCCCCACGACCAGGACCAAAUUGAAAACGGGGCUGCGCGCAACACCACCGACAGCAAUGCUUCAACGCUCGUCAGCGGGGCAUCUGGUGCGCACAAGAGGCGCUCAUUCCCAUGGAUGAAGAAUCCGUGGAGCUCGGGCGCUUCGAGCGAGUCUUCGAGUGACAUGGGAGGCGGGCAGCAACACUGGAGCUACGAUGAGAGCGUGGCAAAUGCCUCUGAAGCUGGCGACCACGAAGAGGAGCAGCAUCAAGAGGCCCAGCGCAAUGCUAGGGUCAAUUCCCUGCCGUCAAGCAAUGGCUGGCUGGGCGCUCUCCGACGUCGCGAUUCGGCCUUGACGCACGAAGAGGUUCGGGCCAGAAAAAAGAGAUCGAUGGAAAGACGGACAAUCAUUGUCGCAGUCGCCAGUCGGAUGAUCCUUACGCCCUUAAUUCUGCUCCCUGUUGUUGCGUGGUACGCCAUUGCGACGAGAUACAACGUCAUGGACGACCCUGUAUUCAUCACUUGCGCGUGUCUCAUUAUUGGCAGCCCUCCGGCCCUGACGCUGGCGCAAAUCACGUCGCAGAAUGCGCACGGAGACGGCGGUUUCGAACGACUGAUAAGCAAAACGAUUUUUGUCAGCUACGCGGUUUUGGCGGCCCCGACGACGGUCGCGCUCGUCCUAUGCGCUCUCUUGAUUGCCGAGAAUGAUCACUAA